GAGGGAAAUCCUGCAGGACGUCUCCUUCUCGGUGAUGCCUGGACAGACCCUUGCCCUGGUGGGUCCGUCUGGCUCAGGGAAAAGCACCAUCAUCCGCCUGCUCUUCCGCUUCUACGAUGUGUGGGGCGGCUGCAUCCGCAUCGACGGGCAGGACAUCGCCAAGGUGAAGCAGGCCUCGCUGCGCGCCCACAUCGGGGUGGUGCCCCAGGACACGGUGCUCUUCAACGACUCCAUCUGCAACAACAUCCGCUACGGGCGCGGCGCCGCCUCCGACGAGGAGGUGUGCCAGGCGGCCCGCGCCGCCGACAUCCACGAGCGCAUCCUCUCCUUCCCCGAGG
This is a messenger RNA of Terrapene triunguis (Three-toed box turtle), 338 nucleotides long. Its product is annotated as ATP-binding cassette sub-family B member 6, mitochondrial-like. The annotation marks the transcript as partial. Gene Ontology annotation, biological process: heme transport; transmembrane transport. The transcript has 3 exons. NCBI's taxonomy places the organism in Eukaryota, Metazoa, Chordata, Testudines, Emydidae. The record is from RefSeq and is a predicted model, not a curated record. Gene Ontology annotation, molecular function: ATP hydrolysis activity; ABC-type heme transporter activity; ATP binding.